Molecule: messenger RNA, 120 nt
Organism: Paracoccidioides lutzii Pb01
Exons: 3
Coding region: 1-120 (39 amino acids)
Source: RefSeq, a predicted model, not a curated record
AUGCUCGCCGGCCACACGUCCCCAACGACUUUUGUGCAGAAGCAGAAUUCCAUUCUUGAUCAACGGCUCCAAGGAAGAAUUCAACAACAACAACAACAACAACAACAACAACAACAAUGA